Molecule: messenger RNA, 935 nt
Organism: Staurois parvus
Lineage: Eukaryota; Metazoa; Chordata; Amphibia; Anura; Ranidae
Source: the annotation of a GenBank genome assembly
CAGAUUCCAAAACCCACACCAGGACACUGGUACUGGAAAGAAGACACCAAGACACUUGAAUUUUCAAAAACAUCAAAUACAUCAUUACGAAGAAUGCCAGAAUGCACAGAACUUGAUAAAGUUACCAAAUCCCCCCGACUUGGAAGGAUUCCAGACAACAGAUGUGUGACACUGGAUGACGUCAAGGGGGCAGCUCUGAACAUGUUGGAGGAGCAAGAAAGAAAUUGCAUAGCUUCAUUUGCUUUGGGAGCAAGAAACCACCUUCUGAAUGAUUUCCUCAUGGCCCUGUUGAAUUACCUGUCCUGCUUUUUGGAGAAACAUUCUGACAAACAACCCAAAUCUUUGAUGUCGAGGAUGAUUAUCCUAGAGAAGAAGGACGAGGCUGACGUGAAAAUGAGGACAGAAAUUGCUCUGAAGCACUUUGCCCACAUGUAUUGUAUCCUUGUCCUCGGAGAAGGAAUGAAUGAUCAGCAUCACCUUGGUUGUGGAAAGAGAACAUCAUUCACCAAGCAGGAGCGGAUAUUUUAUGAGAGUCUGUACAAUUACUCAGUCAAGGUCGCUUGGGUAGUAUUCCGUCGCAAAGAGCUGAAUUUAAUACAGGAAGAGGUUGGCAGGCUUCUGCGUUCCAACACAUUCAAUCCUGCCCUGAGGAAGAAAGAUGCCCCAUCAGAGCCAGGCAAAAACCUGUCUGUGAAGAAGACGUCCAAAAAAACAGCUAUGUAUGCAGAAAAGGGAAGGCUUCCAACCAAGCGGCCUGCUAUUCAUGACAUUGUCACACAGCGUUCUCCAGUUCUCAGUUCUCUGAUCCCAUCUCCCAAAGAGAAAGCUCGGUAUUUAUUCCAGCAACACGAACUUCACCCCCAAAAGGCAGUACUGACACCAUUGAUGUGAACGACUGGCUGGAACCCUCCACCGCGAUCAGCACACCACAGUGA